Messenger RNA from Magnusiomyces paraingens, 2181 nucleotides. RefSeq lists its product as uncharacterized. The record is from RefSeq and is a predicted model, not a curated record. Gene Ontology annotation, molecular function: actin binding. The transcript has a single exon. The coding region runs from base 1 to 2181 and encodes 726 amino acids. NCBI's taxonomy places the organism in Eukaryota, Fungi, Ascomycota, Dipodascomycetes, Dipodascales, Dipodascaceae.
AUGCCUGGCCCUCCACCGCCACCACCUCCUCCACCAAUCGCCGGUUUCGGAUCCGGUCCUCCUCCACCACCUCCUCCUCCAGCUGGCUUCGGAUCUUUGGCCGGAUCUUCAAAUACCCCAGCAAGACCUCCAACUGGUGCACUCCCAAACACUGACGCUUUACUGGCAGAUAUUCGUGGAGGCAAAAGACUACGUCAUGCUGUCACUAAUGACCGCUCAGCCCCAAUGAUUGAAGGCCGUGCUCCCGGGUCUGGCCCUAAAAUCGGAACCGGCUCUGGUGGUUCUGCUGCUGCUCCAAAGUUUGGAGGUGCUCCUCCUGUCCCAUCCUUUGGAAGUGCUCCUCCUGUCCCGUCAUUUGGAGGUGCUCCACAAGUACCUUCAUCUUUUGGGGCUGCUCCUACAGCUCCAACUCAAACUGCUGCUCCUACAGCUCCAGCACCUGCUAUUCCAGACAUGUCGGGUCUCUUUGCUGGAGGAAUGCCCAAACUUAAGCAUCGCGCAGGAGGUGUCAAGAUGAAUGACGGCGAUUCUAAUAGCAGCAGCAGCAGUAACAGUAACAGUAGUAGUAACAGUAACAACAAUUUCCUUGGUUCAAACUCGCGUGCCCCAUCAAUUCCGGCUCCUCCUGCACCUUCAACUCCAUCAUCGUCAUCAUCGUCUUCAGACUCGGCACCUCCAUGGGCCUCCAAACUGCAUCAUCACCAUAAUAACAACAACAAUACAACAUCCAGCUCGGCUUCCUCUGCAAGUCAUGUCCCGGCUCCACCAUUUGGAGCUGCUCCUCCUCCACCACCAGCACCACCACCAGCAGUUCCAACAUUCUCUGCUCCAUCUGUCCCCAAGUUCUCAUCGGCACCUCCAAUCCCUUCGUUUUCUGCUCCACCCGUCCCUACUGCUGUAGCACCUCCAAUCCCAACAUCAACGCCCUCGCCAGCCCCCUCGGUGUCUUCCAAAAGACCCUCGGGCAAAGCGCCACCACCUAAACCUGCUGCUAAACCAUUGGGACUUUCUGCAGCUGGCAAAAAACCUGCACCUGCAAUCCCUUCACGCCCGAAACGUAACACAAACAAUGAAUUGCGCUCGGUGUCUGGAGCUUCUGUUAAACAACCACCACCAGUCCCUCCGUCUCUUUCAUCUUCAUCAUCCACGGCUUCUCUGGCUUCAAAGUUUGGCGGAGGAGGCGGCGGUGGUGGUAGCUCCUCUUCAGUAUCCAAUGGCACAGAAAAUAACCAUCUCCACCCUCACCAUCUCCACCGACCACCAAUUCCAGGGUCCUUGAAUGUACCGUCAACACCUGAGACGGGUCGUUCCAGAAGCAGUUCAUCCGCAAGCAUUACCGGCGGAACAUCUGCAUUUGCAUCAGCCCAGGCUGCCCUUGCAGCUUCUCUCAAUUCUUCCUUUUCUCAUUCCCCAGCGUCCCCCUCGUCUCCAGUCUCUGCUCCUCCUGCACCGCCACCACCACCACCUGCUGCUGCUCCAGCUGCUCCGGCUCCACCAGCACCUCCAGUUCCAUCGUUUUCCAGUACUCCGUCAGCUCCUCCACCUCCACCACCUCUCCCACAAACUUUUGCAGCUCCGUCUAUCCCUGUGGCACCUCCUCCACCACCACCAGCUGCCACUUCAACCGCUGCUCCUGCUGUGCCUUCGUUUGCUGCUCCGCCGGUCCCCUCGUUUUCUGCGCCACCGCCACCGGCUGCAUCUGCGCCUCCUCCACCACCACCACCACCAUCAGCAUCAGCAUCAACAUCAACAUCAUCAUACUCGGCUGAGUCUUCCUCAUCGUUGCCGUCACAUCACCAGGAAGGAUUUAACCAUGUGACGUCGAUGUUAUUGGAAUCUAACGCGCCUAGCCAUGUCCCAUCUUCGUCAGCUAUUCCGAACAGACGUGGAACAUCCAACAGUUUGUCAGGAGGAGGUUCAGGAGGUUCAGGAGGUUCAAAUACAGGGACAUCAUUAAGGAAAAUUGAUGUGUCAGCAUAUACAAUUGGAGGAACAAAUUCAACGUCUAAUGGACAUGGCAAAACUUCUGGAGGGGCCAUGAAACUCACUGUGGACGACUCUAGGUUCCGGUUUGCUGGGAUUGGCGGGAUUCCCAAACCAAGAAGAUUUGAAGGUCGCACCAAACUGUAUCCUAGUGGACGUGGAUCUUCAGUGCCAUUAAAUCUGGCUGUAUAUGAUUAA